AUCUCAUCUUCUCGUUUCUACAACACCUCGGAGGUUCACUUCUCCUGCAGCUACAUCGGAAGGAAGAGGGUACAAGCUCACCUAGAGCUUACAGGCUACUCUCCAAGAUGCCAGGCUUCCGUUUCCUCGAACUCGUGCGACCGUUUAUGUCGAUCCUUCCUGAAGUCACUGCUCCAGAGAAGAAGGUCAUAUUCAACCACAAAGUUCUGUGGACAGCAACAACCUUGUUGAUCUUUUUGGUCUGCUCCCAAGUCCCACUCUAUGGAAUCAUGUCUUCCGAUUCGUCUGACCCCUUGUACUGGCUCCGAGCUAUCAUGGCUUCGAACCGUGGUACAUUGAUGGAACUCGGUAUUACGCCCAUUGUCACUUCUGGAAUGAUCAUGCAAUUGUUGGCAGGAGCUCAGUUGAUAGAUGUCGAUUUCAACCUCAAGGACGACCGCGCAUUAUUUGGUGGAGCACAGAAACUGUUUGCCCUCAUCAUCGCCUUUGGUCAAGCCACAGUUUACGUCCUGACUGGUCUCUAUGGUUCCCCUUCAUCUCUGGGACCUGGAGUCUGUCUCUUGUUGAUCCUCCAGCUCGUCGCUGCAGCGCUCAUUGUCAUUCUUCUCGAUGAGCUCUUAACCAAGGGGUACGGCCUGGGAUCAGGUAUCUCGCUUUUUAUUGCGACCAACAUUUGUGAAUCGAUCGUCUGGAAAGCCUUCUCACCCACUACCGUCAACACUGGUCGUGGACCAGAAUUCGAAGGCGCCAUCAUCGCCCUCUUCCACCUCUUCUUCACUUGGAAUGACAAGACUCGAGCCCUCAAAGAGGCGUUCUACAGGGAACGAUUGCCAAACAUCAUGAACCUUCUCGCAACCGUUUUCAUCUUUGCCCUUGUCAUUUACCUCCAAGGAUUCAGGAUUGAGAUCCCGAUCAAGAGCUCAAAGAUGCGAGGUCAACGAGGUGCCUACCCUGUCAAGCUGUUCUACACUUCCAACAUGCCCAUCAUGCUCGAGUCAGCCCUGACCAGCAACGUCUUCUUGAUCUCACAGAUGUUGGCUGGACGAUUCCCCGACAAUCUUUUGGUCAAGCUCCUUGGAGUCUGGGAGCCCCUUGAAGACUCUCCUUCGCAGCUCUCUGCGGUGUCCGGAUUGGCCUACUACAUUUCCGCUCCUCAUUCACUCAAAGCCGCUCUUACUGAUCCCCUUCACACCGUCAUCUACGUCGUCUUCAUCACUUCCGCCUGUGCCUUCUUCUCCAAGACCUGGAUCGAAGUCUCCGGCAGCGGACCCAGAGACGUCGCCAAGCAGCUCAAGGAUCAAAACAUGACAUUGGCCGGACACCGUGAAGCCUCCAUCUACAAAGAGCUCAAGCGAGUCAUCCCCACUGCCGCUGCGUUUGGAGGUGCUACCCUUGGUCUCUUGUCGUUCGUCGCCGACAUGAUGGGUGCUCUCGGAAGUGGAACAGGUAUCCUCAUGGCUACUACCAUCAUCUACGGCUACUUUGAACUCGGAAUAAAGGAGAAUGCCGGACUUGACGCCGCCGGGCUCGGAGAUCUACUCUUCUAAGUCCCUUAUGAUUGCUGUUGAAUUCGAUGCUUCUGGACCGGUAGCUCGAGUUCAACCCAUCAUACCGUACCUCCCCCCAAAACCCUCCUACCCUAUUCUCCAAUAUGCCCCUCCUCAUAUCCUUCACCCCUACUCCCUUCUUUGUAGUCUGCAGCUCUUCGGCGGGUGUCGUCCUAGGUGCUGAGCUCUCACUACCUCGAAAAAGAAAAUGCAUUGAAGAAAUGAUCGAAU
Messenger RNA from Kockovaella imperatae, 1778 nucleotides. RefSeq names its product putative Sec61p-like protein. The transcript has 7 exons. Gene Ontology annotation, cellular component: Sec61 translocon complex; membrane. Lineage: Eukaryota; Fungi; Basidiomycota; Tremellomycetes; Tremellales; Cuniculitremaceae. Bases 108 to 1547 code for a protein of 479 amino acids. The record is from RefSeq and is a predicted model, not a curated record. Gene Ontology annotation, biological process: post-translational protein targeting to membrane, translocation; SRP-dependent cotranslational protein targeting to membrane, translocation. Gene Ontology annotation, molecular function: signal sequence receptor activity; transmembrane protein transporter activity; ribosome binding.